AUGGAUGACGACCCGCGACUGUCACAUUAUGUUUACAUUUAUAUGGCAAACAGAGAUAAACCAAUAAAAUUUGCAUUUACUGUUGGUGAUACUGUUGAAGACUUGUGCAUAAAGGUAUGCAAUGCCUUUAAUAUAAGUCCUUUAGCAAGACAUCUAUUUGCAUUGCAAAGUUAUUCUUCAAAACUAUGGUUUCCUUGUGGCCACAUACUUGAAGAGGAUUCUGAAAAGUACAGAUUCAACUUUCGCUUAAGAUUCAAACCAUCCAGUAUGGACAGACUGAGAAAGAUAGAUUUAAAUGCAUAUAAUUAUUAUUUUGAACAAGUUCGCAGAGAUGUAUUGGAUAAUAAAGUACCUGACAUUGUUUAUGAGAAACAUAAACAUGAACUAAUUGGCCUAGGAGUUAGCGAUAUGUAUAGGGUAAUGUUAGAAGAAGAACUCCCACGAGAAAUUGUAGAAUCAGACUAUAAGAAGUACAUACCUAAAGAAUGUAUAAAAAGACAUGCCUUUUUUAUUAAAAAACCUAUUCACAAUGCACUUACGAAAUUGUCUGGAUAUGAUGCUGCAUACGUUAAGGAGCAAUAUUUGAAGCAAUUUGAACGUAUGGCUCCAAAUUAUCCAUACGAAGAGUACACGGCAUUAAUGGAUAAAGAUGUUCCUAAUUUAAAAGCUAAAGUCUUACUUAGGGUUACUAUAGAGCAAGUAAAAUACUGUGAGAUUGACAUUGGUACUUGGAAAACGAUUUGUAGGAUAGAGGACAUUUCCACUCUUUCUAUAGGAAAGAACAAUACUGUAUUAAUUGGGAGAAGAACUGGCAUACCAUUAUGUGUACAAUUCGAAACAAAAUCGAUUUUAUUGUCAUUUGUAUCUGCACUGGACGGAUAUUAUCGCUUAUCUGUUAAGUGGAAUUUCAAUCUCUGCAGUGGUGAUACUAGUAUUAUCACACCUUCUUUAGAGAGAUUACAAAAAUUGAGGUGCCAUGGACCAGUUGGAAAAGACUUCUCGUACACGAAACUUAAGGAAAAAUGUGCUAACGAGCCAGGAAGUUACAUACUGCGUGAGAGUGAAACCGAGUAUUGUGUUUACUAUAUCGACGUUUACAACAGAGAUGGAACUAUAUCUUCGGAAAAAGUGAUACAGACGAAACCUGAUAAAUUUGAAAUGACAACAAAUAGUGCUCGGGUGUAUGAAUCUUUAAGGCAUUUAAUUUCUUCAUUCCAAAAUCCCAAUGAAUCAAUAUACUUUGGAAAGUGUUUAGGAUUUUCAGAAUAUGACAAAUCGAAAUUAUUACUUUGCGCUUCGGAAAAUGUCGUAAAUGAAGUGGCAGUAGACGAGGAGAUAGUCACCACUCUAUUGCAAGGUGGACCGCGAUGCAUAUCUGAAAAUGAGUUGCAGAUAUACAAAGCAAUCGAAAAAAGCGAUGAAGAUUUGACUUGUACUACUACAAUGACGAGUUUACAUCGAGCCAUAUGGCGAGUUGCUAAAGGCAAGAAGCUCGAAGUCAUGAUGAAGAUACUCAAGAUGGGGGAAAAUAAUUAUACCAAAGAAUUUUUAGAGUUGAUCGGCAAGUGGAGCCAGUUGCGAUCAGGAGCACUAGUUAGAUUGUAUGGUAUAACUGUAACACCGAUGAUCGGAAUGCUACUCGAGUUGGUAAAUUUAGGACCAUUGGACAAGUACCUGCACAGUAAUAGUAAGUCUGUACUUACAGUCGACAUGGUAGAAGCUACUGUUUGUCUGGCAACAGCUCUAUGGCAUUUGGAGGAGAAUCGUGUAAUUCAUGGAAAUAUAAGAUGCCGGAACGUUUUCGUGCAUUCGCAUACAGAUAACAGUUUCAUUGUCAAGUUGGGAGAUCCUGGUCUCUUCACUUACACCGAGGACGACAUAUAUUGGAUACCGCCAGAAUACUACGAGGAUUUUGCAUCCGCAAAAUAUAGCCUUCAAGCGGAUAUAUGGGCGUUGGCGACAACUAUUUGGGAGAUAUUUUCUAGAGGGGCUACCCCGCCUAAAUAUCAUAAAAUUCAAACUGUUAAAAUGUAUUAUGAAUGUGGGAAUCGACUGCUUCCUCCAAAGGACUGUCCAAAUGAAAUCUAUAAAUUAAUAUUGGAAUGCUGGGGCAAAAAUAAUGUACCAAGGAAACAGCCUCAGGCUAUCAUGCGAGAUAUUAAUCAGAUUCUAUAUGAAGUAUAUAAUGCUCGUAGAACUCAUACUUAUGCUACUAUAUGUCCCAAGCUGUUCAAAGAAGUGGAUGGAAACAAUGACGAAAAUGGCAGUAUAUUUACAGAAGAAAGCAAAUCAAAUAGUGAAUCGCAAACGAGUUUAGUCACUGAUUAUACCAGUAUUACUUGGAACGAUCACGAUCAUGUUACAGAGCAGCUGGUUAGUUACCAGAAUCAAGACAGUAAUAGGGACGAAUUGUCAUUUUAUUUGCGUUGGCUAAAUAGUGAAUUGUACAAGAUGCCAGAUAAUGGUAGCGAUUGUGGUCCGAGCUGCGACGAAAGCUCAGGCAAAACCAACAAAAGUAAAAUUAAUGACAAAAAAGCUUGCAAUAGCAAAGAUAGUUCCCAAUGGCAGCGUACCUAUGAGAUAAAUGAAAACUUGGAUGUGAUCCUGCAAGGACGCAUAGGCGAAGGUUUCUACGGUGAAGUGUAUAAGGGUACACUCAGAAGGCGCAAUGGUAAGGAAGUUGACUCAGAACAAGAUGUUGCCGUCAAGAAACUCAAGACGCAGGAGGAUUCAGAAAACGUGCUUGAUUUCGAGAGAGAAAUUAAAAUCAUGGAGAGGCUCAAACAUCCUAACAUUGUGAAAAUUCUAUGCUCAGUGGAUCGAAUCCUGGUGAUGGAAUUUAUUCAAUAUGGUUCAUUGUUAAGUUAUCUAAGUUCCCAUCGAUUUAGUCUUGCAUAUAAAACACUAUUAGGCUUCGCUCUGGACAUCGUCGCGGGCAUGGAGUAUCUCGGUAGUAUGAAUAUUGUUCACCGAGAUCUAGCAGCAAGAAAUAUCUUGGUAACGAGCGAGGAUCGAGUAAAAAUUAGUGACUUUGGUCUCGCGCAAGUGAUAGCUGCGAGUGAUUAUUAUGUUUUUAAAACUCUUCGUAAUAUUCCAAUAAAAUGGUAUGCACCAGAGAGUUUGAGGCAUAAUAAAUUUUCAACGCGUUCGGAUGUAUGGUCAUUCGGCGUGACGAUGUACGAAGUUUUCAGCUACGGCGUCGAUCCACAGUUGUCAAUCAGAAUGGGUGAGAAAGAAAUCUUAAUGACAACUAUAACUGACCUAUUGAACGCAUUGGAACGUGGCCACCGUCUUCCUUGCCCAGACAACUGUCCACAGGAAAUCCAUAGAAAACUGAUGCUAUCAUGCUGGCAACUGAAUAGCCACGAGAGACCGAUUUUCUCUACUUUACGUGAGGAUAUCGAGCAGCUGCUCUGUAAUUAUUAGGAUAUUUCGCGAUUUCAUCAAUCGUUUGUUGUUAUUUUAAAAAUGUAUGACGUAUCUCACUCGUGAUUCUUAUACAACCCUAUGAAAUUUAGUUCAAUAGUUUUUAGUGUCCACGUAAUGUCGUUGUGGCGCUGACAACAUAUUCAACACAUUCAACUCUGUCAAAUGUAUACAUAUGCAUUUGUUGCGGGCAUAUUUUUAACGCUGUUGCACAUUCUUCAGUUGUAUUUCAUAUGUCUAAAAUCACAGAAAAAUUUCAUAGGGCUGUUUUUAUAUCAAUGGAAGAUUCUUUGAUAAGUUAACGAUAAAUAACUUAUUUUUCGUAAAAGUUAUUUUUUCCUUUACAGGAAUAUAUUUCUUUGUAGAGAAUUAUGUAUAGGUAUAUAAUAAGUAUUAUGUGUUAUUUGCGAAACACCUCCAAUUAGCUCUAACUUUAAUAAAUAUUAUCAGAUUCGUACUAAGUAAUCUCCAGUAUGAAAAAGCUGGAAAAUAUUUAAACAAAAGUUGUGAACAAAAACGAUAUCUGUAAUUGUUUUGUUCCACAUAGCUUUUCAACUUUUCUGUGAAGCAAGAUGCAUCCUACUCUCUCCCUUCCUAUGCUUUAACAAAGAUUUGCCCCUCCCUAAAAGCAUUUCUAUAUUUCAUUUCCUUAGUAGUUUUGUUGAUUGGUAUUGAAAAAAAUUGAUUUUUCGCACCAGUAGCUAUUAUAGACAUUUACCGAUGAUUUUGAUAUAAUAUUUGACUAAACUGGAGCUAUUUUAGAUUUCGUUAAUAAUAAAUAUUUACUCUAUAUAAUUAUAUGUUAUUAUAUUAAUAUUAAUAUAUAAAAUUUAAUAUAAUUACAUAUAUCAAAUUUUAUAUAUAAUUAUAUAUCAAAUCUAUAUAUUUUUAUAUUUUUAGAUAAAUAAUUGUUUAAGAAAAAUAUUAUUCUUUUAUCAAAAUUUUAUUUAAAAAAAAUAGGAAUCAAAGAAUCUGCCAUGAGAAAAUUAACAAUUUUUCCGAUCUUCGCAUCUUGUAUAGAAGAGAUGUAUCUAGUCGAAGAUUUGUCGCCAUUUUAUCAUGUAGUGUGUGAAAUAUAUAAUUAAGUAUAGUGUCAGUUUAUUGUUCUUGAAACAAUUUCUAUACCUCUACAUUCACAUAAAACACAUUAUAUCACGAUACAUAAUCAUCCUAUACCACUUGUAUUUUUUCAUAGUUACAUGUAAAUUGUUUUGUUAUUUGUAUAGAAAUAUAACAAAGUUAUUCAAGUCA
Monomorium pharaonis (pharaoh ant) is the source of this 4677-nucleotide messenger RNA. RefSeq names its product tyrosine-protein kinase hopscotch (gene hop). Lineage: Eukaryota; Metazoa; Arthropoda; Insecta; Hymenoptera; Formicidae. The transcript is spliced from 13 exons. Gene Ontology annotation, molecular function: cytokine receptor binding; non-membrane spanning protein tyrosine kinase activity; ATP binding. Gene Ontology annotation, biological process: cell surface receptor signaling pathway via JAK-STAT; cell differentiation; peptidyl-tyrosine phosphorylation. Gene Ontology annotation, cellular component: cytoskeleton; cytosol. Bases 1 to 3426 code for a protein of 1141 amino acids. The record is from RefSeq and is a predicted model, not a curated record.